CUGUGCCUCUCCGCGGAUUUGCGACGUUUAGCGACCACCGCGCCUGCGCGGGUGCGGGCAGAAAAGCUGGGGCCGUGGCGGCCAGUGCCGGAUGAUGCUAAGCGGCUCCCUGGGCGCCGGGCUGCUGCGAGGUGCGGGCGGGAGCCGCGGGCAGUUCGGGGUGCGGGGUGUCCGCGGAGGUGGAGCAGCCAUGGCAGCCGGGGAGAGCAUGGCUCAGCGGAUGGUCUGGGUGGACCUGGAGAUGACGGGACUGGAUAUUGAGAAGGACCAGAUUAUUGAGAUGGCUUGUCUGAUAACUGACUCUGAUCUCAACAUUUUGGCUGAAGGUCCUAACCUGAUCAUUAAACAGCCAGAUGAGUUACUGGACAGCAUGUCAGACUGGUGUAAGGAGCACCAUGGGAAGUCUGGUCUAACCAAGGCAGUGAAGGAGAGUACAAUGACACUGCAGCAGGCAGAGUAUGAAUUUCUGUCCUUUGUACGACAGCAGACUCCUCCGGGGCUCUGUCCACUUGCAGGAAAUUCAGUUCAUGCAGAUAAGAAGUUUCUUGACAAAUACAUGCCCCAGUUCAUGAAGCAUCUCCAUUAUAGAAUAAUUGAUGUGAGCACUGUUAAGGAACUGUGCAGACGCUGGUAUCCAGAAGAAUAUGAAUUUGCACCAAAGAAGGCUGCCUCUCACAGGGCACUUGAUGACAUUAGUGAAAGCAUCAAAGAACUUCAGUUUUACCGAAAUAACAUCUUCAAGAAAAAAACAGAUGAAAAGAAGAGGAAACUUAUAGAAAAUGGGGAAACCGAGAAGACUGUGAGUUGAUGCCGGUUCUCAGGCUGCCGCCACCUAGUUCUGUGGAAGCAACUGCUGGUGGUAUCCCCUCCCCCCCUUUUCUCUUCAUGCUGAUGAGUCAGCAGAUCUCUUUUCAGUUACCCUUGCCCCUCCCCACUAUUCACACAGACAGCACCUACAGUUUCACUUUCCACCUGACAUGCUGUCUCCUUUUUGUGACACAGCACUCCCUUGUAAGUACCAGGUCAUGUUCAUUCCUUGGUACAUACUUGCAUUUGCUUUUAGACCACUUCUUUUGUUUAAAGAAAAAAACUAAUAAAUAAAGCUAGUUCUAUUGAAAUGCA
Messenger RNA from Erinaceus europaeus (western European hedgehog), 1122 nucleotides. RefSeq names its product RNA exonuclease 2 (gene REXO2). The transcript is spliced from 7 exons. Bases 92 to 808 code for a protein of 238 amino acids. Gene Ontology annotation, cellular component: mitochondrion. Gene Ontology annotation, molecular function: 3'-5'-RNA exonuclease activity; nucleic acid binding. The record is from RefSeq and is a predicted model, not a curated record. Lineage: Eukaryota; Metazoa; Chordata; Mammalia; Eulipotyphla; Erinaceidae.